Aedes albopictus (Asian tiger mosquito) is the source of this 2301-nucleotide messenger RNA. Its product is annotated as proton-coupled folate transporter. The record is from RefSeq and is a predicted model, not a curated record. Gene Ontology annotation, biological process: transmembrane transport. NCBI's taxonomy places the organism in Eukaryota, Metazoa, Arthropoda, Insecta, Diptera, Culicidae. Gene Ontology annotation, cellular component: membrane. The coding region runs from base 200 to 1765 and encodes 521 amino acids. Gene Ontology annotation, molecular function: transmembrane transporter activity. The transcript is spliced from 8 exons.
CGGAAUAUGUCACACAACGGAACACCCAACUGAACGGUCACCAACGAUCUCAACGCUCGAUGCUUCAUUUUGUCAACCGCGCAUGAUAGCGAAGAAUGAUCAUUAGAAACGCGGUUGUGGAAUGAACAGGUCCUACAUUGUACCAUUUAGUUUGUAAGGCAGUGUUGCAGAGCAGAGUGUGCGCAUCUAAAUAGUCGAAAUGAUUGAAGUGAUAAAAGCGCAUUAUAAAAGACUUAUAUCCAACAUUACGAUCGAGCCGGUGAUAAUAUUUUUCCUAUUUGGGUAUGGUAUUCUCUUUACGGGGUUGAAGAACUUUGAGCUGGAGAAGGCAUGUGCAACUAAGACGGAUUAUGAUUUAGAGGUGUGUAAAUACUUUCCUCAGCUGGAAGGAACCAAUGCCUGUAAAGAUAAGAAUCAAUCAUCCGUGGUUCCAGAAUUAGUAAAUUACACCAUGGAUCAAGGAGAGUUUAGCCGCGUGGCUUGCUCUGCGAAAGACGAAGCCGGUGAUGCGUUGCUUGUACUGAAUUCGUACAGAAAUAUAAUAACUGGAGUUAUACAAGCUGUUGUAUUACUGUUUGCCGGUAGCUGGAGUGAUCGAGCUGGUUUAAGGAAACCUUGCAUAGUAAUCCCAAUAGCUGCGGACAUUGUCAGUCUGAUUGCGCUCAUCGUCUGUGCCAUCUUUAUGCGUGAAAUCCCCCUGGAGAUCACUGGAAUUCUACACCAGCUUAUUAGCCACCUCGGCGGAGGAGGUGCAAUGGUGCUGACUGGAAUUUACAGCUACCUAACGUUGGUGACCACCGAGUCAGAGCGAACAUUUCGAUUUGCUUGUACACAUGUGAUAAUGACCAUUGUUCCCAUUAUUGCUAACUUCUUCAGCGGAUUCAUAUUCAAAGCUCUUGGAUUUAUUAAAUUGUGUAUGCUGUGUACUGUAACACAUUCCAUUGCACUUUUAUAUGGCCUGUUAGUCCUGAAGGAACCAUCCAAGGUGGAUACUGUUGCUGAUUCAGGUGUCACACCCAAAGAGGACACCGUCCAAAACGAACCACCGAAAGUGUGGAAGCUUUUCGACUUGAGCCUUGUGACAGAUUGUAUCACAGUCCUCACGAAGAAGCGAAACUUCAACAUCCGCAAAUUACUGAUAUUGACGCUGGUGGUGUACUUCGUGAACUUUGGAGCAGCAGGAGACGUUAGUCCAUCCCAAAUCAUUGCACAGGUUAGGUUUAACUGGGCCACAAAUCUGGGCAUGUGGAAUGCAUAUGACCUGCUUACUACCCUGCUGGGGACCUUGCUGGCAAUAGGAGUGCUGGGUAAACGCUUCGGUGUCUCGGACCACCUCAUUUGCGUAUUUUCAGUCUGUUUCACUUUGGUAGCGAAACCAAUUAUGGCUUACGCAGCUACCGCAGGGAUCGGUACUCUAUUCUACGUAGCCACAUCAAUAGAUGUAUUCGAUGGAAGCAAAGUCGUAGCUAUUCUCAGUAUUGUUUCCAAAUUGGUUGAGCAGAACGAAAUUGCUAAAAUUAACUCGAUCAUGGGGAUCAUUUCAUCUAUUGAAUCCAUGAUUUAUCCAACAAUCUACAGUCUUGUGUACUUCAGUAGCAAAGAGGUCUUCAUUGGUGCCAUCUUUAUGUUAAGCGAAGCUUUUCUGCUGAUUUCACUAGGAUUCUACGUCUUAUUGUACAUCAUGUCGAGGAAACUCAACGGCAAAAAUGACAAUCAAGGAAGAGAAGGAGUGGAUAACUAUGCAAUGGAAGCGACUGCCAUGUGAUAACGAGAAGUGCAUUAUGCUUAUGAAAUAGUUAUAAAUGCCGCAAAAUAUUGAGAUACCAUUCAUAUUGGGUAAAUUAGAAAUCCUCAGCUGAAGGAGACGAUUUUUUGACAUUUACUGGAAUGAUAAUUAUCCGAAUGUUAACAAAAGGUACCUUUAUUCGACCGAAUCGGACGCAACAAUGUAGAAAGGCUCCAUGAGGAUGCAAGAGAAUGGAUGGUAAUGAUAUACUAAUUAUGGAAACUACGAUAUCCAGAGAAGGAAAUGUUCUCCUAAUUUACAGUCAACAAAUCAAAUAUGGUUCCCGGAGUCAGCCUUGUAAUUUUACCGAAGUCACUAUCUUUCUAAGUAGGGUCUGGGACCAUUUGGGCAGGGGGACCUAUUUUGGGUACUUUCUGCUAUAACUUAAUCAAUGUUUAACCGAUUGACUUGAUUUUUGGAAAACGAUCAGAUACGUUCAGUAGGUAUCUAGCUAUGAUAAAAAAUUCAACAUUUCCUGGAAAACCCUUGGUGCGGUCUCAAAUGCCCAAGAGCAA